Molecule: messenger RNA, 976 nt
Organism: Hyalella azteca
Lineage: Eukaryota; Metazoa; Arthropoda; Malacostraca; Amphipoda; Hyalellidae
Exons: 3
Coding region: 1-879 (292 amino acids)
Source: RefSeq, a predicted model, not a curated record
AUGAAAUUAUUUUCAAAAUCUUCUUUGAAAAAUCUAGCUCUUUCGGAACUUUCCGAAGGACUGCAAAGGAAGAGUUCAUCGUCCGAAGAAUCCUUCUCUUGUGAAGGAAUAAAUUCAGUAGCCGGCCACGCCAUCGAGGUGCGCUACACGGCCAGCGCCGCCACACACACGACACUCGCGCUCAGCGUCUGCGAGCUGCACGCGCUCCAGCACGACGCCGUGCCUUGCUUAGGGCGCUCCAACCCCGACGCCGUGCCUUACUUACGGCGCUCCAACCCCGACGCCGUGCCUUGCUUAUGGCGCUCCAACCCCGACGCCGGGCCAUGCUUAUGGCGCUCCAACCCCGACGCCGUGCCUUGCUUAUGGCGCUCCAACCCCGACGCCGGGCCAUGCUUAUGGCGCUCCAACCCCGACCUCACGGGCGAGGACGUGACGAAGUCUGGCCAUGCAGGGCCACUGAGCGCUCUAACGCUCAUGGCGCCUCGAGGCUAUAGAGACGAAGAUCAGGUCCAGCACAACAAACUGCGAGAUGUUAUAAAUGGCGGGGAAUCCAUCUGCUCCGAGACUCCAUGGCCGCUGCUCCAGUCAUGUACUUCAGACCCCACUCCUGAUAAUAUCAAACGACCGUACUUUUCAUCUCUGAGACGCAAGUCAAAUGAAUUGGCUCCUUUUCUCAACGUCAGUGGUGAAAAAAAGAUAUCGACGUCUCAGCCAGGCUCAAAUGAAAGAAUGGAAAAAGUUGCUUGGUAUUGUGAAGGUCACAACGCUCCCCAAAAAACUGACAUGAUGGAGAAAGACUCAGAAGUUGAUCCCGCAUCAGGAUCGUUGCCUGCUCAGACAAUGUGUUCUGCAUCUCAUGAGUGCAAGGCUCCUAGAUGACAAAAACAAGUUUGAAAAUUUCAACAUUGCAUUUGAAUUUCAAAACUAUUUGUUCGAUGGAACUAUCUAUGAAUUAUCUAAAUAUAUUUUCAACUCA